ACCACUCCACGCAUCGUUCAAUUUAUUAAAAUAAGGGGAAUUAGGUCGCGUAUUUAUUUUCUUUAUCACAAUUGAAAUGAUUGCAAUCGCCUGAUUCUUGAGUUUCAAAUAAACGAAUUUUUUUGCAAAAUUGGGAUCAGCUGCCAAGUACUUGUCAUUGAUCAAAAUGGUGUUGCGGAAGGUUGCGGUUAUCAUUGACGUGAAGCAUUCUCCUUGUUCGUAAAAUAAUGUCUAAAAUGUAUUUUUGAAUUCACCUGAAAAUCUGCCUGUGAAAAUGUGAGUGCAGUGGUUGUUAAACGCGUUUUCUGAAGUUAUUCAUAUUUGUACUGUUUACUUUUGGGCAUGAAUGGACAAGUGCAAUCUGCACGAGAGAGGUUAGGUGUAUUUAGCAGCAGUAGUACUGCGUGGUUCUCCAGUUUAGUACCAACAGAUCAUGUCUCCAAUGUACAGCGAAUCAUACCAAUCGCCAAGAGUGAAAUCCCUCUGGAUGAUUCGGUUGCUGCUGCUGAAGUUGACGGCAAAGUGAAAACGAAACUACUCUCCAUGUGGAACAAUGUUAAAUACGGAUGGACCGUAAAAAUGAAAACGAACUUUUCUAAGGAAUAUCCCGUAUGGUUACUGGGCUCCUGCUAUCACAAAAAGCCUAUUGAGUCUCUAGAAAAGGCUUCAGAAGCCGUGGAUGUUGAAACGGGUAGUGAAAUUUCAUUGGCGAUAGACGCCGCUAAUUUUGAGGAGGGAAUCGAUGGAUUCAAGAGGGACUUUCUGUCUCGGUUAUGGUUAACUUAUAGACGAGAGUUUCCUAUAUUGAAUGGUUCCUCUUUUACCUCAGAUUGUGGCUGGGGAUGCAUGCUGAGAAGUGGACAGAUGAUGCUUGCCCAGGCACUAGUUUGCCAUUUUCUUAGUAGAGACUGGAGGUGGCAUCCAGAACAGCGGAUGGAAACAGCGGCGGAAAUGGAGGAGGAUGAGAAACAUCGGAUGAUCAUCAAAUGUUUUGGUGAUCAAGCAGGGCCACAUUCUCCCUUUUCGAUACAUACUCUUGUAUCUUUAGGAGCUUCGGCUGGAAAAAGGGCCGGUGAUUGGUACGGUCCCGCAUCCGUUGCUCACAUCUUGAGUCAUGCUGUAAAACUUGCGGCAACUUCUCACAAUGAGUUUAAAAAUCUGACGGCUUACGUUGCCCAAGAUUGUGCAGUUUAUCUCGACGAUGUGAGAAGACUAUGUGAAACUUCGGAAGGAAAAUGGAAGUCACUCAUCCUUUUGGUGCCCUUAAGGCUAGGAACUGACAAAUUGAAUCCUAGUUAUGCACCUUGUCUCACAGCUUUACUUAGUUUAGAAUCCUGCAUCGGGAUAAUUGGCGGACGACCCCGUCAUUCGCUUUAUUUCAUAGGCUAUCAGGAAGAUAAAUUAAUUCAUCUCGAUCCGCAUUUUUGCCAGGAAACAGUUGACAUGUGGAAGCCAGAUUUUUCCCUAUCGACUUUUCACUGUACCUCCCCUAGGAAAAUGCUGGUUUCCAAAAUGGACCCCAGCUGCUGCGUUGGAUUUUACUUACAUGACAAAUCAGCCUUUGAGAAUUUUGUGAAAAUAGUAGAACCGUUUUUGGUUCCAAUGAAUCAAAAGACCGACUACCCAAUGUUCCUAUUCUGUGACGGAAGUGGAGAUGACCUUCGGCGAAAAUUAGAUAUGGACAAAAAUCACCUCUCAUCUUCGAUCGCUGCCAUCGAUCGAGAAAAGAUUGAGGAUAGCACCUACCAUGAAUGCGAGGAGUUCGAGAUCCUGUAGAACAAAUCAUCUAGGCUUUAUAUAAAAAAAAAGUGCAUGUGUACUUAAAGUCAAGGGCAUCGGAUCGAUCCGACGGCUCUUUAGAUGGAAGAAGAACCUGAAUAAUGUCGAAAGGUUGCUCAAUGGUUACUUACAGUAUGCAGAAAGCGUUAUUUUUCGGUGAAAGAUCAAAGGCUUUUCAUUUUACGAAGACUUCUUUUCGUAAAGUAGUAAUUAAAAAUUGAAUUGACUGAUUGCCGCACAGCUUGCGUGGCGCAAAAUUAAAUUAAAAUAUUUUCGAGUCAGGAUAAAAAGGAGAAAGUACCGCUUCAUGCAAUCUAAAUUAGAUCAUUCUUAAAUGAGCUGUACAUUUGUUUUUCCUCUUUAUUUGGUUCAAUGCAUGCUAAAUGAUCUCAAAAUCGAAUAAUUCGAAUAUUGCUUAGGUUUGGUUUAAGAUUUUUUUUUUUUAAUUUUUAGUCAGCGAGAUCAAGUAGAUCGGUUGAAUUAACGAUGAGUAUUUUUCUUAGAGUAGCGAGUUCCCGACAGUCAACAAGUGGUUUCAAUAUCGCCAUUUUUUUGCCAAUUUGCCUUAAAGAACAGGCAACUUCAGUCGAGAGUUCGUAACCAAAUUGACUUUGCAUUGCAGAAACAUAUCGAGAUAGAAAAAUGCGAGUAGACGUGGCUAUGAGAAUCAAAUAGAGCAAUAGUCUUGUGAUUAAGUACUUAGAAAACUUAAUUUCUGUAUUUUAAGUUAUUUAUUUAUUUUCGGGCUUUUCCUAAACUUGCGAUUUUUUUUUCUUCGAGGAGGAAUAUUGAGGAACAAGUAAACGAUUCAAGAUUUAAUCGUUACAUCAAAAUGACAGUUGUUUGAAACUCAUAUAAAAGACGAAUGCAAAACAAACUAUGAGCUUCCGGAUGUCGAGGUCGAUUUCACUGGUUAUUUGUGUACUCGGUGAUAACGUAAUCUAUGUAAAAAUGUGUUUCAUGGAAUGGUAACAAAAUAUUUUAUUGGAACCGAAAAUUUUGAGUAUCUGAAUAAAAUUUCUUUUAAAAAA
Belonocnema kinseyi is the source of this 2810-nucleotide messenger RNA. It is a transcript of the gene Atg4b, whose product is annotated as cysteine protease ATG4D. The record is from RefSeq and is a predicted model, not a curated record. Gene Ontology annotation, molecular function: protein-phosphatidylethanolamide deconjugating activity. The transcript is spliced from 6 exons. The coding region runs from base 343 to 1776 and encodes 477 amino acids. NCBI's taxonomy places the organism in Eukaryota, Metazoa, Arthropoda, Insecta, Hymenoptera, Cynipidae.